Athene cunicularia (burrowing owl) is the source of this 1133-nucleotide messenger RNA. It is a transcript of the gene PKIB, whose product is annotated as cAMP-dependent protein kinase inhibitor beta. The record is from RefSeq and is a predicted model, not a curated record. Gene Ontology annotation, cellular component: cytoplasm; nucleus. Lineage: Eukaryota; Metazoa; Chordata; Aves; Strigiformes; Strigidae. Gene Ontology annotation, biological process: negative regulation of cAMP-dependent protein kinase activity. The coding region runs from base 113 to 346 and encodes 77 amino acids. Gene Ontology annotation, molecular function: cAMP-dependent protein kinase inhibitor activity. The transcript has 3 exons.
AGCAGAAAAGCAAUCAGAAGUGUUCCAGGUGCAAUUUUUAUCUACAGCUCCUCUCUGAAAUCAUGUUUGGUCAGAUUAAUCAGCGAUGUUGCUAUGAGGAAAGGAGUCAGCAAUGACUGAUGUGGAGCCUGUGGUCACAGAUUUUGCAGCAUCAGGACGGGCAGGCCGCCGGAACGCUUUACCAGAUAUUCUGGGCUCUCCUGCUGGAGCUGGGACUUCAGACCUGCCACACAAACUGGCUGAGCUCUCCGUUUCAGAAGAUGAAGGAGCAGAGGGUGGAGAAGUGCCAUCAUCCAAAGCCUUGCUGGAAAGUCAAGAGGCGGAAGGAAAAAGCAAUGGUUCCUAACACCUAAGGACUGCUGGAUUAAUGAAACCCAUCGACAGACUUUCCAGUUUCCCUGUGUCACCCCUUCUGAAAUGUGGUAGCAACUUUAGCAGCACAGACAAGGUUUUGCAACAUACUUGUACCUAGAUGACAUUAACGUGGAACUACCGUUUUUUCUACUAUCGUCAUUCAAAACCAGUGUUCUACACAUCCAAAUGGGAGGAGAACUAAAGAAUGUAUCUCUUGGUCUGGGUUUUCUCAUACUUAUAGUAUUCAUCCUAACUAAUCUUCCUUGACAGUUUCAAUUAAUAUACUUAGCAGAUGUACUCCCAACUAAAGAUUGCUUCAAAAUAAAAAUCCUGUUUCUUAAUUUCCCAAAAUAGCUUAUUUCUGACACAGAGGUGUAUUCACUCUCCCCACCUUAAGAUGAUAUUAUUAAGUAUACAUUAGAUUAAAGACAUCUGUAAUUUAUCUCAUGAGACUUUUUUCCUAUUAGGCAUAUGUAGAUGGGUGUGAGAAAUAAAAAAAAAGAAGCAAUUUUUUUCUCUCCUCCUCCUGUCUCCAAAAGGUUUUGUAAACUACUUAAACACCAGUGUUUAUUUUCAAACUCUUUAAACUCUGUUUGACUAUGGCAGAUCAUCUCAGUUCUCACACUCUUAGCAGUCUUGCCACUUCUGUCAUUUCUGUUUUCAGGCUGAAUAUUAUAGCUGUUCACAUGUGUCUAAAAUAAAGUAGCCAUGUUUGUAAGUGAUUAAAUUUGUUUAAUCUCACUGUGGAAAUUAAAUAGCUAUCAUCUUUUCUGGCUUCA